AUGGUCACUGGGACACAUCAACAACUGUCGAGGUUUCAGCUCGAGGAAAUGGACAUAGCAGGGUCCACAUUGCCUAUCUCGGGUGCAAUCAAGUUGCUUGGGGUCACUUUUGACAGACAUCUAAAUUUUGAUAAACACAUAUCAAAAAUCGUCAGAUUCUAUCCCUUCUGCGCAAUAAGACAUAUUAGACAUACGAUUACAUUCCUUACCUUCAAAACCUUUUUAUUAAAAUCCCCAACAUAUCUAUACGACCUCAUAUCCAGACAUGAACAUACUAGAUCACUCCACAGCAGCUCAACAGGUUUCUUAAACAUUCCCGUUGCCGGAUCCCGCCUGGCUGGCCGCGGUUUUUGUCACGCUGCUCCGUAUGUCUGGAAUGCGUUACCUCCUGAGUUAGUUCCUCGUUGA
Molecule: messenger RNA, 408 nt
Organism: Helobdella robusta
Lineage: Eukaryota; Metazoa; Annelida; Clitellata; Rhynchobdellida; Glossiphoniidae
Exons: 2
Coding region: 1-408 (135 amino acids)
Source: RefSeq, a predicted model, not a curated record